This is a messenger RNA of Cadophora gregata, 1497 nucleotides long. RefSeq lists its product as uncharacterized. Gene Ontology annotation, cellular component: membrane. Gene Ontology annotation, molecular function: acyltransferase activity, transferring groups other than amino-acyl groups. The transcript has a single exon. NCBI's taxonomy places the organism in Eukaryota, Fungi, Ascomycota, Leotiomycetes, Helotiales, Ploettnerulaceae. Gene Ontology annotation, biological process: polysaccharide biosynthetic process. The record is from RefSeq and is a predicted model, not a curated record. Bases 1 to 1497 code for a protein of 498 amino acids.
AUGGGAGUUUUCCGUCGUUUCUUUUUGUUACUACCAACGGAAUUAAUGCAUCGUUACGAGCCUCUUCAUCCUGGUGAUGCAGGUUCCACCGAUGGCCUGGAGCUUGAGCUGGAGGAGGAGAGAAAGGAACAAACAAUGAUAAAGUCACAGCAGUCAAGGAUUGUUCGGUACGCGAAGAUGACAGGUGUAUUCCUUACGCCUUCAUUUCUGCAGCGAAACGGCGAGAAAUCCGAGAGGAAGAUUACAGAAACCUCCUACUUGAACGGAGUACGCGGGCUGGCAGCAUCUCUGGUCUACGUCCAACACUCCUUGUUCGCACGUUGGAUACAUAACGGAUACCGAGGUCUCCCAGAAGAUUUCUUCUGGCAGCUUCCAUUUGUUCGAUUACUCUACUCUGGGCGUUUCAUGGUUGCCAUAUUCUUCAUCCUCUCGGGCUUUGUCCUCUCGUACAGACCUCUUCAACUAGCGAGAAAAGGCGACAGUCGAGCACUUUACGACAAUCUCUCUUCUGCUACUUUCCGACGAACCCCACGACUGUUCCUCCCAAUUGUGCCGGCUAUGCUCGGAACAGCAACAAUUGUCUAUUAUACUUGCUAUGGUGCCGAAGACUUCACGCUGAACGUCUGCCUGCCGAAGGCUAACUCAUUAUGGCGCCAAUGGUGGGGUUAUGUGCCAGUGAUUGUCCAUAUGCUGGAUCCAAGUUCCUGGAACGAAUAUUACCCACCUGGUCUACCGCAUCUUUGGACUCUGUCCAUGGAGUUCCGCGGAUCCAUGGUGGUUUUCCUGCUUGUGCUUGGACUUGGAAACACAAGGCCGCUCUACAGACUGAUUUUGCUGGGUUGCUUCGCGAUAUUUUUCCUUCAUUUGGGUAAAUGGGAUACCUUUCUCUUCACAUGUGGACCGAUUCUAGCCGAACUUCGAAUUUCCCGGGCGGAGGCUCAGACACAGCUGGAAGCAGGUCACAUUGGUCCAAAGCGGAUGCAGAGUUCCAUUCAGUGGAGUGUUGUGACCAAAGUUUUCUGGACCAUCAAUUUCAUCGCUGGUCUCUUCCUCGGCAGCUGGCCAGCAUUUCAAGCAUGCUCGUCAUACGGAUUCCGCAAUCUAUGCCACCUUACUCCAAAAUCCUUUGGAGGCAGCGAAACAGUCGAGCAGUACUUCUGGGUCUCGAUCGGCGCAUUCUUGCUUCUCCUCUCCUUCGAGCAUAUGGAGGUGCUGCAAAAGCCAUUCACAACCAGACUGGCGAGCUACAUGGGAGACAUCUCGUUCGGAUUCUAUAUCGUCCAUUGGACUAUGUUGUUUAGUGUUGGGACGGUGAUUGUUGGAGCUUGCAAGAGCUGGUUGCCUUAUGGGUAUCCAAAUUACAGUCUUGGAUUCUGGGUCGGUGCAAUCCUGACUACACCGUUCGUUGUCUGGGUUGGAGACAUACAUUGGAGGGCUUUUGACAAUGGUGCUGUGAAGUGUGCGCGUUGGCUCAACACUGUUUGUACCAGGAAGUAA